This is a messenger RNA of Rodentolepis nana, 444 nucleotides long. NCBI's taxonomy places the organism in Eukaryota, Metazoa, Platyhelminthes, Cestoda, Cyclophyllidea, Hymenolepididae. The record is from the annotation of a GenBank genome assembly.
AUGAUUAGCUUGAACCAAAGCUAUAAGAGAAAUUGCCCUCGUCAGGGCGAAUCACAACGUCUACAGAUCCUUCAGUGGAAUGUUGGAGGGAUGUCACAGGACAAAAAGAUCCAAGUACAGAAAAUCCUACAAACCUAUGAUGUAGACAUUUUCACAAUUAUGGAAGCAAACCUUUCGGAUGUCAAACUGAACUAUUACCAAUUCCCAGGUUACACCCUAUGGGGCUAUAAGGAUACAAACAUAGCUGGAAAGGAAAUCGAAGACAUGCUAAACAGCAACCCUCUGGAACUUAUUUAUACCAAUGAGGAUCCUGCUACGUAUCAGCACUACAAUGGAACCAGAACAAUUCCUGACUUCCUCCUGGCUUCAAGCGACAUCAGCGAGCAUACGCACCGAAAAAUAACUGACGAUCCUGGUUCUGGCCUAGAUUCACAAACCUUUUAG